Messenger RNA from Ziziphus jujuba (common jujube), 921 nucleotides. Its product is annotated as receptor-like protein 33. The record is from RefSeq and is a predicted model, not a curated record. NCBI's taxonomy places the organism in Eukaryota, Viridiplantae, Streptophyta, Magnoliopsida, Rosales, Rhamnaceae. The transcript is spliced from 3 exons. Gene Ontology annotation, molecular function: protein binding. Bases 1 to 921 code for a protein of 306 amino acids.
AUGCCCUUGAUUUAUCUUACAACAAUUUCAGUGGCCAACUUCCUUCGUGUUUGGGCAACUCCAGGUCAAGUACCAAGAUCAUUAGCCAACUGCAGAGAGUUGGAAUAUCUAAAUGUUGGUAACAAUUUGAUCGGAGACACUUUUCCGUUUUGGUUGGCAACUCUUCCUGAGCUUAAGGUUCUUAUGUUGAGUUUCAAUGAGUUUUAUGGUGCAAUAUGGAAUGAUGAGACAGAUCACUCUUUCCCCAAGCUGCGAAUUAUAGACCUUUCUCACAACCAUUUCUCUGGAGGCUUGCCUUUGAAGUACUUUCAGUAUUUCAAUGCAAUGAAAGUUGUUUACUCAUCAUCAAAGUUAAAAUAUAUGCAGCUUAACCAGUCAUUUGACUUACAAGCAUACAAAAUCAAUCGAAAUUUCGGGUACUCAGUUACCUUGACAAACAAAGGCAUCAAGAUGACGUACACAAAGAUCCAAGAACUUCUGACAGCCAUAGAUUUUUCAAGCAAUGAAUUUGAAGGAGAAAUUCCAGAGUUACUUGGGAAUCUAAAAGGGCUUAGUUUGCUGAACCUUUCGAACAAUAAGCUUGUGGGUGGUAUACCGGCGUCUUUAGGAAGCAUUGAAGAGCUAGAGACAUUGGACCUUUCCCGAAACAAGCUCUCUGGAGAGAUCCCUCAGCAACUUACUAAAGCUCAACUUCCUCAGCUUCUUCAAUGUAAACAUGUAAAUACUGAGGCCUCAUCACCUCCUUCAAGAGCAGUUGACAAUGGUGAAAGCUCAGAAAAUGGAGUUGAACUUGACUGGAAAGCAGUUCUGAUGGGAUAUGGAAGUGGGGUUGUGUUUGGUGGUGUUAUAGGCUAUAUUGUGAUCCAAAAGAAACUGGACUGGUUUUUGGAUGCUUUUAGAAUCAGGAGGAGAGUUAUGUAA